AUGGCUUCCUCUUCCGGGAGUCUAGACACCUCAGCGAAUUCCCACCCCAGCAACUUCACCUUCUCCACUCACCCCUUCAUGAACACCUCCUUCUCCGACCUCCUAUCCUCCGGCGCCGAACCCACAAACCCAAUAACCCGAUACUCCGGGCACGGGCUAUCCGACCGUAUUGCGGAGCGGACCGGGUCAGGUGUCCCCAAGUUCAAGUCACUCCCGCCUCCCCAGCUCCCCAUUUCGCCUCCCUCGGUCUCUCCCUCUUCCUACUUCGCAAUCCCGCCUGGGAUGAGCCCUGCCGAGCUUCUCGACUCUCCUGUACUUCUCAGCUCCUCCAACAUUCUUCCAUCUCCAACUACUGGGAGUUUUGCAGCUCAAGCCUUUAAUUGGAGAACCAAUUCUGGUUCUGGCACUAACAACAACAAUAACAACAACAGCCAGAGUGUUAAAAAGGAGCACAAGAACUACUCUGAUUUCUCUUUCCAAACCCAAACCAGGCCCCCUCCAACUUCAUCAUCAGCAAUUUUCCAAUCCUCAAACAGCUCAAUUCAGACUGCUCAAGAACAGGCAUGGAAUAACUAUCUAGGUCCUUCCAAACAAGAUGAGUUUUCUUCAGGGAAGAGUAUGGUGAAACCUGAGUAUGGUUCUUCAGUGCAGAGCUUCUCUUCUGAAAUGGCCACCAAUAUGCAAGGCAAUAAUGUUCAGGCCAACAGCAAUGGUGGUUUCCAAUCAGAUCAGUACAGCAACUACAAUAACACCAACACCACCGGCAACAACAACAACAACAACAACACCCAGCUCCAGUCUCAUCAGUGCUUGAACAAGAGAUCAGAUGAUGGGUUCAAUUGGAGGAAAUAUGGCCAGAAACAAGUGAAGGGAAGCGAAAAUCCGCGAAGCUAUUACAAGUGUACUUAUCCGAAUUGCCCAACCAAGAAAAAGGUUGAGAGGUCUUUGGAUGGACAAAUCACCGAGAUAGUUUACAAGGGUAAUCAUAACCAUCCCAAGCCACAGAAUACUAGAAGGUCAGGUUCAUCAGCGGCUUCUACCCAUGCCGUUCAGGUUUCAAGUCAAACCACCAAUGACAUCCCGGAUCAUUCUUUCGGCUCUCAUGGGAAUUCACAAAUGGAUAACUCCAUUGGUACACCAGAGAAUUCAUCCCUUUCACUGGGAGAUGAUGAGUUUGAUCAGAGCUCUCAGAGAAGCAAGUCAGGAGGAGGGGAUGAGUAUGAUGAAGAUGAGCCUAAUGCCAAAAGAUGGAAAAAAGAAGGUGACAAUGAAUGUAUAUCAGCCCCUGGAAGUAGAACAGUAAGAGAACCAAGAGUUGUAGUUCAAACAACUAGUGACAUUGAUAUUCUUGAUGAUGGGUAUAGGUGGAGGAAGUAUGGUCAGAAAGUAGUAAAGGGCAACCCAAAUCCAAGGAGCUACUACAAGUGCACAAAUCCAGGCUGUCCAGUGAGGAAGCACGUAGAGCGAGCUUCACAUGAUCUUAGAGCAGUGAUCACAACCUACGAAGGGAAGCACAACCACGAUGUUCCUGCAGCUCGUGGCAGUGGCUCUGCCAACAGGCCUUUACCAAGCAACAAUACCAACAACAACAACAACAUGAACAACCACCACAAUGUAGCCCCAGCAAUGAGGCCUAUGACCCAUCACAGUACUAACAAUGCUGCUAACAACAACCCUAUUCAAAAUCUAAGGCUACCGACAUCAGAAGGGCAAGCACCCUUUACUCUCGAGAUGUUGCAGAGUCCAGGAAGUUACGGAUUUGCAGGGUUUGAGAACUCCAUGGGGUCAUACAUGAACCAAACACAGCUCAAUGACAACAACAUGUUUUCUAAAACCAAGGAUGAGCCGAGAGAUGAUGCAUUCUUCGAGUCGUUGCUAUGUUGAUAACUCUGCAAUCUACAUCAGCUGCGUAGUUUUGGAAAGAUUUAGAGUUUAGAAAGGAGGUCAAAACUCGAUACAAUAAGCACACACACAGUCAGUCAGGUUCAUUCCAUUCAUUGCCUUUUGUUCAUUAAUUUGUUAUGUUCUGUAUAUUCUUUGUUUUUACAGGGAUUGCUUUCUGUAUAUUCAAAAAAUUGUAUGUCAUAAAAGAAGUUUCUCAAAUGGCUUAUUUUUUCAUUGUUUUUGUAACCCCAUAUGUUACAUCUGUAGUGAAAUUUGGAUCCAAAGUUUGUAUUCUAUAGUGCUUUUUAUGUCAUCAAAUUCUGGAAGCUGUUGGGAUAUAUAUGCAAUCGUCAUCCCUUACAACAUGUAAAGGUUGAACGGGUCAUAUGUGUGGAGCUGGAGAUUACAUUACUUAGUGCCCAAGUUGGUCAAGGUCAAAUGUGUAUUUUUCAUUGUUCAUUUUUAUUUAUUUUUUUAUUUUUUUAUUUUCUUCACACAUGGACUCUUCUGGGGUGGUUGGUCUCUUUGUGGAGCCCACUUACAUGAAGCUACAUUCAUCGUAUUUGGUCUUGGUCCAUUGAUGGUGAUAGCCAUUUCUUGUUCAUUCUGUUACCCUUUUUCUUUUCAU
Molecule: messenger RNA, 2512 nt
Organism: Fragaria vesca subsp. vesca
Lineage: Eukaryota; Viridiplantae; Streptophyta; Magnoliopsida; Rosales; Rosaceae
Product: probable WRKY transcription factor 33-like
Exons: 5
Coding region: 1-1884 (627 amino acids)
Biological process (GO): regulation of DNA-templated transcription
Molecular function (GO): DNA-binding transcription factor activity; sequence-specific DNA binding
Source: RefSeq, a predicted model, not a curated record